AUGCCUUUCACUGCUUCUGACAUCUGCAAGAUCAUCUUCGCCAUCAUCCUGCCCCCUCUGGGUGUCUUCCUGGAGAAAGGAUGCGGCGCGGACUUCUUGAUCAACAUCUGUUUGACCAUCCUGGGUUGGAUCCCUGGUAUCAUCCACGCGAUGUACGUGUUAUUCCCUCUCCGAAAAUCUUUGCUCCAGCAUCGCUAA
Aspergillus chevalieri is the source of this 198-nucleotide messenger RNA. It is a transcript of the gene PMP3, whose product is annotated as YqaE/Pmp3 family membrane protein. The transcript is spliced from 2 exons. NCBI's taxonomy places the organism in Eukaryota, Fungi, Ascomycota, Eurotiomycetes, Eurotiales, Aspergillaceae. The record is from RefSeq and is a predicted model, not a curated record. The coding region runs from base 1 to 198 and encodes 65 amino acids. Gene Ontology annotation, cellular component: membrane.